Nicotiana attenuata is the source of this 2371-nucleotide messenger RNA. RefSeq names its product protein RETICULATA-RELATED 1, chloroplastic-like. The record is from RefSeq and is a predicted model, not a curated record. Gene Ontology annotation, cellular component: chloroplast inner membrane. The coding region runs from base 256 to 1875 and encodes 539 amino acids. The transcript is spliced from 8 exons. NCBI's taxonomy places the organism in Eukaryota, Viridiplantae, Streptophyta, Magnoliopsida, Solanales, Solanaceae. Gene Ontology annotation, biological process: plant organ development.
UUGGAGUUUGGGGUUUAAGAGGAAAAAGCAAAGGGUGAAGGCGGAGGAGUUAAUCAUACGCAGUGGAUUGGGUUUGUCGCGUAGUCGGCUAAUUUUCUCCCCUUCAUCUUCAAACCUCACCCUUUCCUUUCUCUUUCCCUCAACCUCUGUACUCUGCUCUGCUCUCUCAGAGAGUUCCAUUCCUCUAUGAAGAAAAUCUUUACUUAAAUUUUCUUCCUAUCCAAACAAGAAAAAGUUUGAAAAAAAGAGAAGAAAAUGUCUCAUUCAGUAUUCCAAACAGCACAAAUCAUGCCUAUCAAUACCCAAAUCAUCCCUUCUUCUAAACCCAACUUAUCUUCAAAACCCUUAUUGCCCCCUUCACUCUGCCGCCCUUCUCUUUUCGCUGGAAAAGUUCGUAAAACCAACGGUGUUAUCAUCAAGGCUACGGCGUCUCCGGCGGUCGAUGGCGACCCUAUUGCCGCCUUGGAACGCUGCUUUCAAGCUUCACCUUCUAUCGAUUCUCCGGCGUCUUCGUCGUCGUCUUCUUCGGCUAUGUACGCUCCGGUAAUGAAGGGAGGAAAAUACGGUGCGUUUGGUGCGACUACGUUGGAAAAAUCGAAGCUUGAUUUGACCCAGCAGAAGCAGACCAGGUCUAGCCCUGAGCUUUCAACUGGCGGAGGAGGUGGAAAUAUGGGAAAGAAUCUAAAUCAUGGUGGUGGUGAUGGAGGUGACGAUGGUGGUGAUGAUGAUGAUUACUUCGAUGAUUUUGAUGAUGGUGAUGAGGGAGAUGACGGUGGACUCUUUAGGAGGCGAAUGAUACUGCAGGAGUUGUUUGAUCGUAAAUUUGUUGAUGCCGUGCUGAACGAGUGGCAGAAGACAAUGAUGGAUUUACCAGCUGGACUCCGGCAAGCCUAUGAAAUGGGAUUAGUCAGCUCUGCCCAAAUGGUGAAAUUUCUUGCUAUGAAUGCUAGGCCCACCAUGGAGAGAUCUAUUUCUCGGUUACUCCCUCCAGGAUUAUCCAGGGCAUUCAUUGGCAGGAAGAUCGCAGAUCCGGCAUUUGUAUACAAGCUGCUUCUGGAGCAGGCAACUACAAUUGGUUGCUCAGUGUGGUGGGAGAUCAAAAACCGUAAGGAAAGGAUUAAACAGGAGUGGGAUCUUGCACUUCUUAACGUUCUAACUGUAACGGCUUGCAAUGCUGCUGUUGUUUGGACGCUUGCUCCUUGUCAUUCCUAUGGGAAUACAUUCCGCUUCGAUUUGCAGAACACAUUACAGAAGCUUCCGAACAAUAUCUUUGAAAAGAGUUAUCCUUUAAGAGAAUUUGACUUGCAGAAGAGAAUUCAUUCUUUUUUCUAUAAGGCUGCAGAGUUGUGUAUGGUUGGACUCAGUGCAGGAGCCGUGCAAGGGGGUCUAUCAAAUCUUCUUGCCAGUAAAAAGGAGGGAAGGUUAUCAGUGAGUAUCCCAUCUGUGAGCAGUAAUGCACUUGGUUAUGGGGCCUUCCUUGGUGUUUAUGCAAACCUGCGUUACCAGCUGUUGAAUGGAUUUGACAGAGCUGUAAUUAGUUACUUUGAUGUUAUUGGGGUGGCUCUCUUCUUCAGCACUGCCAUGAGAGCCUUGAAUGUUCAAGUAGGAGAGACAUCAAGACUAGCUUGGCUUGGUGUGGAGGUGGAUCCAUUGGCUCAUUCAGAUGAUGUAUUGAAGGCGUACAGUCGGCCUACUGAAGGUCUCGAGCAGUCAUCGUCAAAGUGGUUCAUAUCCAAGAAUGCGAUUGUUUCCGGGCUUGGGCUUCUUGGUAUCAAACAGGGUCAGAGUAACUCAACGACCGAGGGUGAAACACCAGCAGCUCCCAAGGCUCGGAGAAAAAGAGUAGUCAAGAAAAAGGUAGCAAGUCGAGCCUAGUUGGUUGAUAUAGUAGGCCAUCAGCUGCUCACUUUUUGCAAACCUGAGUCUUGGAUGAGGAUUUUUGCUCUAAAGAAGCUGAGAUGCAAGUUCAGUUAUGACCAUUACAGCUGGAAGUGAUUCAACUGUUCCAGGAUGCUGGGAAAGCUGCAUCUCAGUUGUUUCCUCAUUACUUUCUAGAUUUUUAUAACAAGAUUUAAGAUUGAAGUUUACAAAUCUUUUCAAUGGCUAGGUUGUAGGUAUAUUGCUGAUCAAUCAUUUUUUUCAGAUGCUUAUAGUUUCAUGGCUACACCUUAUCUACUUUCUUUUUCUCGCUGGUAGUGUCAUGCACUAGAGCUCUAUUAUGAGUACGUUUACUUGUUAGGCAGAGAUCGAGAAAACUUAGGCCUUUUUCAUUUCUUUUUUGUUAUUUUUUUCCUAUUCGAAUCCAACAAAGAUGUACAAACUUCCACAGAAGGAGUGACAGCUUUAAAGCUUUUAAUCUUUUCUGUCGUAA